AUGCAGGAUAUUUCAGCAUUAAGAUAUGUUACAAGCCGUCCAAUUCUUCAGCAAUACCUUCAAGAGAGAUUUGGAGAAGAUUUGGAUAUUGCCGACGAUCUCCAUAAGGUUGGUAAGAAGUAUGGUUCAUAUCGUAACAAUGUCGAGAAAGAGGAAGCAAUGACGUUGUUAGCCAACUAUAGCUUCAACGAUAGACCAAUAUACUUUUUGGAGGUUGAGAUGGAUGAGAAUAGCAUCAAGGAUAUUACAGUUACCAAGUACAAACGGCCUGACGAAUGUACAGCAAUAACACUUGUUGCAGGAGCACAUAAAGGCAUGUACCCAUACAUUUACGAUGAUGAUGUUUUACAAUUCGAGGAUAUGGGUAUAGUGGAGUACGAUGUGGACUUAGUUUAG
This is a messenger RNA of Linnemannia hyalina, 396 nucleotides long. The record is from the annotation of a GenBank genome assembly. Lineage: Eukaryota; Fungi; Mortierellomycota; Mortierellomycetes; Mortierellales; Mortierellaceae.